Eimeria mitis is the source of this 1071-nucleotide messenger RNA. RefSeq lists its product as uncharacterized. The record is from RefSeq and is a predicted model, not a curated record. Gene Ontology annotation, biological process: regulation of transcription by RNA polymerase II. Gene Ontology annotation, molecular function: transcription cis-regulatory region binding. Lineage: Eukaryota; Apicomplexa; Conoidasida; Eucoccidiorida; Eimeriidae. The coding region runs from base 1 to 1071 and encodes 356 amino acids. The transcript is spliced from 10 exons. Gene Ontology annotation, cellular component: nucleus.
AUGCAGCAGUCCUACAGAGACAGCGAGGUGUCGAUACACCCCAAACCACCGGUGGUUUGGGGGCACUCUUUCCUCGCAACACUCGAGGGUUUAGGGGUUUGUGUGUGUGGAGAGCAGCGGCUGCUGCUGCGGGCUGAGAGUCUCCCAGCAGCAACUCGUGCUGCAGCAGCACAAGCUCUGUCUGCAUGCACUGCUGAGCGGCAGCUGUUUCAGGGGUUUGCUGCUUCUACUAAACCCGACAAGGAGCUGCAAGCAAUACAAGAAGGAAUAGCAACAGCAGCAUACGAUAUUCUCUGCCCCGCUGUCUUGGCCUGCAACAGCGUACAGGACCUCUCGGACAUUCGGGAUACUUUGCUGCUGGAGAUGGCUGCAGUGCAGAGCAGCAACGAAGAUUCUGCUGCGCUGCUGCAGAAGCUCUAUCAGCUAGUCAUGGGUUUAGGGGCUUGGCUGCUGCAGCAGAUAUAUCCUCCUGUGCUGCAUGCGCUGCAGCUGGUGCUGCUGCUGCAGCAGCAGCGGAUCGGGGAGAGCAGCAGCGAGGGUGUUUCUCCAGCAGCAGCAGCAGCAGCAGCAGCAGCAGCAGCAGCAGCAGGAACAGCAGCAGCAGCAGCAGCAGACCCCUUCGAUGCCGCAUGCAGUGACGUUCUUGCUGCUUGUCUUUCUUCUCUGGAUGCAGCAGCAAAAGCUGUUGCUGCUGCGAAGCUCCCGCUGCUGCCGCUGCUGCUGCAUGCACCAGCAGCAACACCAACCACCGUCGAGGUGACGCUGAUGGUCAGUUUAUUUCUGAUAAAGAAUUUAAUAUUCUUACAUGACGUGCUGAGUUCGUAUGAGUCACGCUUUAUAAAGAAAGAGAGACAGAUAGACUUCCCGGGGCAGCAGCAGCAGCAGCAGCAGCAGCAGCAGCAGCAGGAGCAGCAGCAGCAGGAGGAGCAGCAGCAGCAGGAGGGGGAGUCAGCAGCAGCCCAAAAUCUGCUGCUACAUCGCCUGCAGCAGCAGCAGCAGCAGCAGCAGCAGCAGGAGCAGCAGCAGGAGCAGCAGCAGGAGGAGUUUCAGAACCACAACAAGAGUGUUUAG